AUGGGUCUCAAGUCUACCCUCCUACUGAGCGCCGCAGCUUCUGCGGCGGCGGAGAAAGUCCACGGCGCGGUCGUGUUCUCUCGUCACGGAGAUCGCACAGCCAAAUGGUACGGCUCGCAACAGCUCACUAGCCUGGGCGCGGAACAAAACUUCCGAGUGGGAGGUGACUACCGCGCUCGCUACCUCGAGUCCGACUCGGAGCACCAGAUCGUCGGCAUCUCAGAGGAUGAGUACGUCCCGUCGCAGGUCUUUGCCAGCGCGCCCGACCAGGGCAUUUUGAUGAACACGGCCACUGCCUUCCUCCAGGGCCUGUACCCUCCGCUGUCGGGCAUUGCCCCUGCGCUGGCCACGCAGACCCUCAACAAUGGCAGCAACAGCACCAGUCCCCUGGACGGCUACCAGUACGUCUUUCUCCAGGGCGUCGACGACAGCUCGCCUGACACCAUUUGGAUCAAAGGCGACGAUGACUGCCCUGGCUAUGUCGAGUCCUCCAAGGCCUUCCAGAAGAGCGACGUCUUCCUGCAGCGCGAUGACGAGACGCGAAACUUCUAUGAUGGAUUCUAUGACAUCCUCGCCGAUGAUGUGUACAACAUUGAGCCGGAGGACUUGACCUACGCCAACGCGUACAGCAUCUUUGACCUCAUCAACGUGGCUCGGAUCCACAACGAGUCGUCUGCCGCCCUGAACGUGUCCGACGAGGAUUUCCUCCGGCUGCGGACCUUGGCCGACUCUGCCGAGCUGGGCAAGAACUGGAAUCUGUCCGAGCCCGACCGUUCCAUUGGCGCUGAGACCCUGUCGGGGGCUAUCCUCGCCAAGCUCAAUGAGACUGUCACCUCCGGGGGCCAGCUCAAGUUCUCCCUCUUUGCUGGCAGCUACGACACGUUUCUGGCCUUCUUUGGCCUGUCUGGGCUGCUCGACGUGUCCGAGGAAUUUUACGGACUGCCCGGGUACGCCUCCACGAUGGCCUUUGAGCUGUAUGCCGACGGCGACGACGAGGACUUCCCCGCAGAGGAUGAUCUUCGCGUGCGCUUCCUUUUCAGGAACGGCACCGCUGGCGAGCUCCAGGCCUUCCCGCUCUUUGGCACGGGAGACGACACGCUUUCGUAUGCCACCUUUCUCGAUAAGAUGAAUGACCAAGCAAUUACCGGCGUGAGCACCUGGUGCAAUCGGUGCCAGUCUGCUACCGAUUUCUGCGCCGCUUACGACAAUGCAUCGACCAACGGCCAGGAAGACAAGGACAGUGGCAAGGGAGGCAUGUCUAAUGCUGUUGCUGGUGUCAUUGGCGCCAUGGUUACGCUAGGCGUCGUUGCUGUGGUCGGUGGCGUUGCAUUUGUUUUGAUGAAGUGCAAGAAGCAAAGGUUGGUCGCUGCGGCAGCCGACAAGAGCAGUAUUCACAGCGGCAGCGUCGAUGUGAAGGCUUGA
Molecule: messenger RNA, 1422 nt
Organism: Emericellopsis cladophorae
Lineage: Eukaryota; Fungi; Ascomycota; Sordariomycetes; Hypocreales; Bionectriaceae
Product: acid phosphatase
Exons: 2
Coding region: 1-1422 (473 amino acids)
Biological process (GO): dephosphorylation
Molecular function (GO): phosphatase activity
Source: RefSeq, a predicted model, not a curated record